AUGCGGAAGGAUUUUGAAUUUCGUGUUAGCGACUAUGUAUUUCUUCGGGUUUCGCCUAUGAAGGGCGUUGUACGUUUUGGUAUAAAGGGGGAAUUAGCACCGAGGUUUCUUGGUCUUUAUGAGAUCAUAGAGAGAGUUCGAGCAGUUGCUUAUCGUUUGGCGUUACCGCCAGACAUGUCUUUGGUAUAUCCAGUGGUCCAUAUAUCGAUGUUGCCGAAGUGCGUUUCUGAUCCUUCUCAAGUGAUUAUACCACAAAGUGUUGAGAUUGACCAAGAGCGGUCUUAUGAGGAGCAGCCUGUUGAGAUUUUCGAUACACAGUCUAAUUUGAUCAUUGGUAAGGAAAUUCAUCAAUCUCUUAAGACUGACUUUGGGAUAAUUUCUGGGUUUUCUUCCUUUGGUUAUUCUUAA
This is a messenger RNA of Mercurialis annua (annual mercury), 408 nucleotides long. RefSeq lists its product as uncharacterized. The record is from RefSeq and is a predicted model, not a curated record. Bases 1 to 408 code for a protein of 135 amino acids. The transcript is spliced from 3 exons. Lineage: Eukaryota; Viridiplantae; Streptophyta; Magnoliopsida; Malpighiales; Euphorbiaceae.